GCGCUCGCCCCGAACCUGGCUAUGAGUAGGGGAGGCGGGGGACGAGAGCGGCUGAGAGGCACCACGAUGCAGGAUGACAUCAGAUUCGCUUCAGCUGGCGAUGAUAUUAAAAUAUGGGAUUCCUCAUCCAUGACUGUGGUGGAGCAGUUCAAUCCCCAUAGUACCACACACCCUGUAUCAUCCUUGUGUUGGAGCAGUAACAAUCUUUUUCUGGUCACCGCUUCUGGCAGUGGUGAUAAAAUUGUUGUUUCAAGUUGCAAGUCCAAACCUGUUCCUCUUCUGGAGUUAGCAGAGGGGAAAAAGCAGACAUGUGUGAAUCUCAACUCCAGCUCCCAGUAUAUGGUCAGUGGAGGCCUCGAUAACACUGUGAAUAUCUGGGAUUUAAAGUCUAAAAGACUACAUCGAUCCUUGAAGGAUCACAAAGAUGAGAUCACUUCAGUUACGUUUAAUGGGAAUGACAGCUAUAUUGCCUCGGGCUCUAUGAGUGGUGAAAUUGUAUUGCAUAAUGUUACUACCAAUUUAUCCAGUGCACCAUUUGGCCACGGCAGCAAUCAGCCAAUUCGACAUCUAAAAUACUCCUAUAUAAAGAAGUUUCUACUUGGUGCAGCAUCGGACAGUGGCAGCGUGAUGCUAUGGGAUGCACACAGCCAAAAUCCAGUACAUAUGUUUGACAGUGCUCACAAGGCCCCUGCAUCAGGAAUCAGCUUCUCUCCCGUAAAUGACCUUCUGCUUGUGACCAUUGGAUUAGAUAAAAGAAUUAUUUGUUAUGAUGUGUCCAGAAAAAUUCUUCUGCAGACCGUAGUAACUGAUUCACCUCUGACUGCUGUCGACUUCAUGCCUGAUGGAGCAACACUGGCAGUAGGCACAUCACGUGGAAAAAUUUACCUUUACGAUUUAAGAAUGUUAAACUCACCGAUCAAAUCGGUGAAUGCCCAUAAAACUUCUGUGCAGUGCAUUCAGUUUCAACACAGCAGCACACACAAAUCCAGCAAAAGUUCAAAUAAGCCUUCCUUGGUAUCCGCAAAUGUAGCAAAGAAAGUGCCGACCAAGUCAACUCAUACCGUAAAAGACUUACCGGCCAGUUUAGCAGCACCAGCACUUACACAAGCAGCAGUGACGGUGGAUAGUAGGGGUCUUGAAAUGAAUAAUGCCAAACCUGGUAUUCCACAUAGCACAAGUCUUGAUGUAAUACCAUCAAAAGAAACAGACUUUGCUAAGACAUCAGACUUAAAAUCAGUAGAUUCUUUUGGAAGAAGUAGUCUGGGUGACAUAUUUUCUCCAGUACGUGAGGAUGCUUUACACUUGAGAGUAAUGGAAGAGUUUGCAUCUAAAGGAAACGACCUUGAUUAUUUGGCUCAGUUCAGUGCAAUACCUUCAAGACGGCAUCCCGUAGGUUCCAAUAAUCAAGGGAUUCAUUCCUCACCUUUACACUUAAUUAUUGGAAGUCCUAUUAAAGAAGAAGAUGAGUCACAAGAUGCGGAAUAUAAAAGCAGAAAACCAUACAUUGUAAAACAGGAUUUAAAAGAGAAUAUUGUUAAACAGCCUUCAAAACCAGCAAGCUGUGAACAAAUAGCCAUUAAUACAUCACCUGUUCCCAUUUCUCGGACCCCAGACGCAAGUGAAAGAAUGGGAAAGCAAGCUCCAUCCCAGUUGAAACAAGACUUUUCAGUUAAUGGCACAAAAGUAUUAAGUCCAAAGAUGUCUAACUCUGUGAGUUCUGAAGUUGCCUGUUCUCUAUCAGAAAAAAUAGCAGAUUCAUUGUCAAGUGAGAAAUCUGGAGCCCCGCUAACAUCUGUUCAAAUUAAUUUCAUUAGAAAUAUGAUUGAAGAAACCCUUGAUGACUUCAGGGAAGCAUGUCACCGAGAUAUUAUCAAUUUACAAGUAGAGAUGAUAAAACAGUUUCAUAUGCAGUCGAGUGAAAUUCAAACGUUAAUUGACAGAUACUCAGUGAAUGAAAACUUAGUCGCCGAGAUAGAAAAGCUUCGGGAAGAGAAUAAAAGGUUAAAAGCUCACUAUUAAGAUGAUGGACUUUAAGCUGAAAGGAGUGUUUUAAAUGCUUUUUCAUCUAUCUUUGUCAUAUUUAUAGGAUUACUUAUUUGGCAAUAAUGUCAUUCAGUGUUUUGUGUGCAACAAGGAUUGUCAUCUCUCUUUCCCCUAUUAAAUAGGGACGUACUGUCACUGGGCAACAAACACUGGAGCCACGGAAGCCCUGUAAGAGGGAGCAGAUGGUUGGUUUACAGCCAACUCAUCCACAGUACCUUCAAUUGUAGCAGGUCGGUAACAUGAACCUUCUUACAAAGGUUUUGUGGUUUCACAAGUACAUUUUUCAUUGCACCAUACCUAUCCCCUUUAAGAAAUCAAUCAAAUAGGCCUGGACAGCAGAGGUGACAUCCCUUACCACACAUUAUAGGGGGUUUUCCAGGAAUAAAAUAUUGAUGGCUAAUUCUCAGGACUCCCAGCACACCCACAAUCAGCUUUUUGAAGAGGCCAGAUGAGUGCUGUGGCACUGAUCGGCGGGGGUAAUGGGAGUAGGAACUAAGGAUAGGUAAUUUGUAUUGUGCUUAUGGAAAACCCCUUUAAACACUUUGUCUGUGAAUGAUGUACCACACAUGGAAAAGAUCUGUGGUAAUGGAAGCACAAUGUAGAUGAAUCUGUCUAGAAAUAUGGCAAAUGUGGAAAUGCAGUAUUGGAUUGUAUACCAAACAUGAAUUAUGCAAUAAGCGCUUAACGUGACAACAUUAUACUGUUUCCCCCCAACCUAUAUUGUAGCACCUUGGCUGAGCAGAAUUGUCAUCUAAAGCAAUAAAGGUCUGGGAUUUACAAUAAUGUUGACAUGUGAUGUAAAUGUUUACUUUAAUACAGUACCGAAGUGCCUGUUUUUUUAUAUCCACAAUAGGCUCAGUUUAGUGUUUAAAGGGCAUCUGUCAGCAGAUUUGUACCUAUGAAACUGGCUGACCUCUUCAUGUGCACUGGUCAGCUGAAGACAUCUGUGUUGGUGCCAUGUUCAUAUGCGCCCGCAUUGCAGAGAACCUACAUGCUCUGCCCUCUCUACAACUCCCGCACCCUCUCUACUUUGAUUGGCAGGGCCAGGCAGUAAAAAUGUCAUCACACCUGGCCCUGUCAAUCAAAGUGGAGAGGGUAAGGCAGUUGCAGAGAGAGCAGAGCCUUUUAGUUUGAUGGCGACGCCUCUGUUUCUCCUAGAGGCUCAUUUGUAUAUAUUAAAACAUCGUUGUAGCACACGUGCAACAGAUCAGCCAGCUUCAUAGGUAUAAAUCUGCUGACAGAUGCUCUUUAAAAUGCAUACUCUACUGUUGUCAUUCUGGUAAUUCAUGAUGAUAAUAUUUCACGGAUUGUUUAAUAGAAAUGCCUUUAAACCAGUAACAUUUUUGUAAACAUCUUGUCUUUAUUUUGAUAAUAAAGUUGAAGCUGUGUGUUUUUUGCAGCAGUACAGCAUAAAUGCUUUUUUUGUACUUUUUUUUUGUAGUUUUACAUGUCAGAAGCUACCCCUGGCGCCAUGUGUUUUCUUGUUAUUUUGGUGUGAAACCGCCUUGUUAGAAUUGUUCUAAUUAACUUAAACUUUUAUUUGGAAUCUGAUAUGGAAAGUAAUUUUAUUUAAAUCAUAAAUAUAAAUGCCGUUUUAAUCCUCUUCAGCACUACAUCAAUAUUAUGUAAUAAGAGAAGAAAUGGUACCGUGGCUAAGUCUGAUUGAUGUCUAGUCAAGCAUGAUAACAAAAAUUAAAAGGUGUACCUAGAGAAUCGCAGUGCCUUUAUACUGAUAUU
Bufo bufo (common toad) is the source of this 3780-nucleotide messenger RNA. It is a transcript of the gene NEDD1, whose product is annotated as NEDD1 gamma-tubulin ring complex targeting factor. Gene Ontology annotation, biological process: microtubule nucleation; mitotic cell cycle. Lineage: Eukaryota; Metazoa; Chordata; Amphibia; Anura; Bufonidae. The record is from RefSeq and is a predicted model, not a curated record. The transcript is spliced from 15 exons. Gene Ontology annotation, cellular component: centriole; pericentriolar material; spindle pole. Bases 22 to 2019 code for a protein of 665 amino acids. Gene Ontology annotation, molecular function: gamma-tubulin binding.